AUUGAGAAUGUGAAAUCAAUGGUUCGCCGUACCGCAGCUUUCGUGGAAAUGGAUGGAAAGCAAGCCGAUUUUAACAGUUAAAUCGAUUUCACGAACGAAGGGAGGAAUAAAGAGGCUUAAAUAGCUGGUUAGGACCCUGCCUGAGUGCUUGAGGGCUGAUACGGUAUGAUACAUCGCACUGCUGCUGCUCGAGCUGGCAGGGAGCAGCAAACAAACAUGAAGUACUGUAUCGUAAUAGCAACUCAAACUCUGCUUUGUCGCGUUGCCACCGCAUUCUUAGGAAUCGAAUCGCAUAAUAAGGUACCGGUGCCUCUUGGGUCCAAACGUCCUAAGACAUCCUGCAGCGCUUGCUGCUUCUUGCAUGCACCUUUCAUUGCUCUAUGGUCCCUGCUUUUGCACAAUUGAUCCCGGCGACAGGUUUGAAAUAGACGUCACAGUCUCAGAUACUAGUAGCUUGCCUAGCUAGUAGCUUGGAUGUUAAAUCUGUUAUUGCAUUAUUACUGCUAUUUAUAAUCACACCUGAUUGAAUGUUCGAUUCGAUUCGAUUCGGCUUCCGAGGGAAACGGCAAAAGGGGACUUUCACAAAACCUUGACCAUUAUUUUUCGAUGACAACAACCAUACAUAGUCUACAAUCAUACAAUACGCCGUCAGAGGAGACAACUGCACCAUCCUCGUCCAUGUCGGUAGAGUCCCUUGAAGAGAGAGCGUCUGAGAUUGUCUUGGCCAUCCAAAGAUGCGUGGAAAGCCUCCGAAGCAUCAAAGAGUUCAAUGCCAUCAAACCUGCAGUCUUGUGGAGUGCCCUCAAGGCCAAUGGCAACGGGAACACCACAAAAGAUCCCUUGGAUGCGAUUGCUGCUGUCGAUCUGUACGCCCAUUUCCAAGACCAGGGUAUCGUGCAAGCUGUUCAGUCCAUUAUUGCUCGGCAUCCGAUUGACCACCAUGACGCUGCAGCAAGUCCCACGGAUCAUUCCAGACGUCGGCUUACCAUGGAAGUGUUACUGCCGUUGGCGCGAUCAUUGAGUGACUCGUACGAAUCACUGGAUCGGAUACCAGCAGUUCAACCACAAGACACCCAAUCCCCACAAAAGACCACAAGAAAGAAAGCCCCGCCUCCUCCUCCCCCAGGAUUGUUGUCCUUGCAGAAUUAUACCGACAUUGGUGCCUUUCUCGAGUUUACCGUAUGCACUUCCAUCCUACCCUUUUUGCAGCCCAAUAUUCUGUUUCCCGUACAAGACCGUGCUCGCUAUUUUGUACCCAAAUCUCUGGCAGGCCGAAUUGCACGGCCCAGUUUGCUGUGGGCAAGUCAACAACAACGCACCGUUCCACCCAAGGGGAAGGAAAUUGUCUUUUUGCAGCAGCUGGUACAAGAUCUCCAAACAACGGUUGUCGUGUUGGGAAAAUUGCUCUUGCUGGAUCGAUUCCGGCCCAUGUUGCUGCCAAGACAUUUGUCCGAUCUGUAUGCGGCCAUCUUCCAAGCCGAAGCUUACCGCAUGCGACUACAGCAAAUGACACGACAACAAAAAUUAAUGAAGACGACAAUGGUAGAUCCAUCUUUUUCUCUGGCCAAAGAAUACGACGUGGUCCGAAACCAAUUAUUGGUACUACCACAACCCACGACAAAUAAUAUUCACAACCGAGUUGAUCCAGCCUUGCAGGCACAAUCCCUGCAAGCAUUGCUGUUACAAGGCACCAAGUCUCCACCUUGGUUGCGACAACGAGUGGCAGCACAUUUGACACAACUGGCAUCCCGCAAUCUAUCCGUCAUUUUUCAAGUCUUUGUCCAUGCGGCACCACCCAAGGACAAGACGGCGGCGAGUCUCCGACUGGCACGCACGUUGAUCACACCCUCCUCCGAUAAUAACAACAAUCACCAGUCUCAGUAUUUCGAUUUGCUGGUCCAGCAAAUGAUUCAGAUACUGGAUGGAACGGCACAGGACUGCCAUCGUCACAAGACGGAUAGUCUCACGCAAAAGCAAACAUUGGAUAUACACACCGUAUGGGCCAUAUUGGAUCAACUGCCCACGCAGGAAAUGCAAACGAAAAUGAUGCGACACUUGAGUACGGGCAUGCUGACCAAUAUUAACACGGAAGCAGGUGAUGAUUCCUCGGUUCAUCAAACGGUACAACGAAUGGCAAUCCUCUUGUCAUCCCUGCCUCCGUCCAUGAAUGCUGCGAAUGUGGCAAUGGUGCUCUUUCUGCCUCUGGAAGGAUCGGCUGCUGAUGAUGAUUCCGAAAGAAUCCAAUCCACAAUCUUUGGACAAAUGUUGCGGUUGGCAUGCGUACCAGCACCUGUGAUCAAAACGAGUUUCCACGAUGACGUAACGUUCACAAUGAAGCUAGCCCUACAUGCUUUGCUACAAAGCAAUUUUGCAUCAUCAGCAUCAAAGGUGGAUAGUGUUCAAAUCGCUGCCAUGGCCUUGGUCUAUGCAACGGCCCCUUCCGAUUGGGACAAUGGAGGCAAUGUCUACACCAUUGAUACGGCUGCGUCGUCCGACGGUGCUAGCUUGUCCACCAUUAGGAUUGUGCAACCGCAAAAGCAAUCAUCCGAUACAACCAGUCAACAACAACAAAAAGACGCGGUCACUUCGUUGGAAAGUCGAGUUGCUCUAGUUUUGAAGUUGAUCAACUCUUUGGAUUCUACUGGUGCUAAUGAAAGUCCAGACACGGAUGCGGAGACCCGACGACGACAACGCAGUCUCUCCUCUGCUGUCUUUUACUUUGUGCUCCUACUCUAUUUUUCCAACAAUCCGCAGAGGCACCGGCUGCCUGUCAUCUUUCGCCAAACAUCUGGCAUGUUCCGCAUCGUCGCCAUGUGCUUCAUUCCUCUAUUGUGUGAAACGUGUCCACCGGAAAACCUCCUAAAAACCAGCCAAGAUGAUGGCGCAGGGAUUUUUCAGAUGAUGCAGUUGGUGUUUGCUUGUGCCGUUCCCUUCUUUUCAGGUGAAAAGAUGAUACUGAUGGAGACGGAUGACGGUGCAGAGAAUCGUGUUUCCGGUUCGGAGUCUGACGAGCUUGAGGACAAAACAUUCAUCGGGAGUGGGGAUUUCUUUUCUCGAACUAUCAUGGGGUCGCCUUCAUCAUCACGUGAACCCGGCAACUCGCAACCGCUUGACGCAGUGAGCAAAGACAGCGACAGCAUUGAUUCAAGCGAUGUUGGCAUGAUUAUCUCCGUCACGUCUCUCAUGCUUGGGUUGUUGGUUACCAUCAUGGACUAUGGAACCACGGGCAAGCGUUCCAACAAAGAGGAAGCUAUCAUUCAAUCCUUCCCGUCGCUUUUACAUCCCCUCGCGGAAGUAUCAGACUUGUCAUGGAUGAGAGCCACGGUCGAUGGGGAUGAGGAAGCCACCCAUGCGCUUUAUUCAUCUUGUGGGGAAAUAGCCGAGCUGGCUGGCCAUGCCUUGGCUCUGCUUGCAGCGCGCCAAGCACCGACUACAGCUGUCGUUGACGACUUCGCGAUGGAGCAACAACUCACACCUGAACGUAUGAUUGAAGCAACUAUUCGACAGUCUCAAUCUGAUCUUUCAUCGAAUGAAGCACCAAUCAGAGCGAAAGGGGUCGUUUCACUGCAAAGAUUACUUCGAGGCCAUUUGUUUCAGCAACUUCUCGCUGGAGAAGCACGCCAGCAACCAAAGGUUCUUAUCGUGGAGGUGGAAGAUGAUAACGGAGAGAAAGCACAAGGCUUCUUAGAAAGGACUAGCAGCCAGGUGCUGGAGCUCUGCGUCUCUGCAAUUUCGGAUCCAGAGUCCUACGUCUACUUGGCAGCGAUUCAAUGUAUCGCCACGAUGGCUGACAUUUGCCCCAGGGAUAUCAUACCGCGCAUAGGUCUGUACCUUGCGUCGGGAAAGCAACACGAAGGGCACGAGGACGGCGGUCGGGGUGCAAGUCUUACGUCUGGUCAACGCGUCAAGCUAGCAGAAGCACUCAUGUUCUGCAUCCGCCGAAGAGCCAAGAUCGACGAGUACGUCUCCGUGUUGUUGGAUAUUAUGUUGUUCGGCGAGCAGAGAAAAGGCACAGCAGUGAAUCCGGACUUGCUGUCGAACGCCGAGAACGUUGAGACCAUUCAGCGUGAAACGCAUCAGUACUUUUUGCGAGGCCGGGUGGAUGACGACGAUGAUGAUGUGGAAGAUCUUGAGGAAAAAGCCGAGAAGCAACGGAUAAGAAUAAACACAGGUGGACCUGUCUUCCUUGCUGAAGAGACUGAUUUGGUCACCGCAGCACGGGUUUCUAUCGUAUCCGAGCUUCUGCCCGGAACACACCCAUCAACUCUGGCACAAUACUGCCACGCGCUCGCAACGACAGCAGUUCAGUUGCUGCGUCUGGAUGCAUCGAGACCCGUUCGACGAGCUGCUGCAUUUCUCGCCAGAGAGUUCUACAUGGCGCUUCUGCGAGAGCAAACAGAGUUGCUCGAAAUGGCGAUCAGGGGGGACGUGGAUAGUGGUUACCAAACAGAUCUCGAACUUUCGACAGCAUUGAUGGAAACAUCUGAUGAUGAGCUCCUUCGGGCAACAUUGACGAGAUGUCUGCAAGCGGACGAUCUCGAUGAUUUAUCACAAAGGCACCGCGCGUUUGACUCCGCGACUGUCGCUCGUUGCCAGGAAGCGCUUGACACGAGGCAAGAAGCCGUCGAUGGCGGUCUCUUUGCUGUUGCUAGGCUUGUAGUGGAGUCGAGGAAACUUCAAGACAAGUUGCCUGCCGCCAACCUUGUUCGUGACUUGUUGCAACAAUCAAAGGUGGACCGUCGGGGAGGACUGGGCAAGUUAAGAAUGGACGUCGAAACCCUUGAACUGAAGUGAAGCAUUUCAAUUUGCUAGCUAAACUACUCUAGCUAGGGCCUGACCCCCUACCGUACCAUUCCAGCAACCACCUGGAGCCUUACACGCAAAUUUCGACUUCACGGACUGCCGCACAAAUUUGGGUUUGAGCAGGGAUUAAGUCAGCGGGAGCUGCGAUACCUCGGCAGAAAGACAGAUAGAAGAAGGAGGAUCAUGUUCGAGAUUGCACCCAUCUUUCAAGCCAGCCCUGGCGACAACACCCGACUACGUCGUGUGUUGCCGCCCGGUAUCAUUCAUUCCCUCAGUGCAACCUUCUUUAUUAAGCUAGCCCUGGCGACAACACCCGACUACGUCGUGUGUUGCCGCCCGCUACUCUAUAAUUUACCAGCUGCCAUUCCCUUAUUGUAACUCUAACCUUUACAGCUCCUGCUGGCUUAUUGUGCUGUUGUGCUGAUUGCACUAACCUUAAAUAUUAAUGAUUUAUUCCUACCCCUAACUUGUAUUGAACCAUCAAUGUUCAGUUUUGUUGGCUUAUGACUAUCUCUAUCCUUAUACUUUGGCUUCACCGGAAUAGGAAAUAGGAAAUAGGAAAUAGCAUUAAAGGGGUUGAGAACUCAGGCAGUUAACCUGCCGAGGUAAAUAGAAAAUAGGAAAUAGGAAAUAGGAAA
Messenger RNA from Seminavis robusta, 5441 nucleotides. The record is from the annotation of a GenBank genome assembly. Lineage: Eukaryota; Bacillariophyta; Bacillariophyceae; Naviculales; Naviculaceae.